AUGGCGGAGCAGCAACACCCACAGCAUGACGAGCCGUACCUCGACGUGGAAGAAGACACCAGCGAACACGCGCCACUGAACCCCGGCAGCUCUGGGACAGGCUCGUCGGGGCUGCUGGUCGGUCCCUUGUCAUCCUUGUCGACCUCGUCGCCUUCACUAUCAGUAAAGACGCCAGUAUGGUACGACCUUUCGACAGUGCGAAGGACUUACGGGCAAUUCGAAGUGUUGGGCAGCGUGAAGCGCUUCUUCUAUGCUCUGAUCCCCAGCUGGAUCACGACCCACUCGGCCACCACGCCUUCGAAAUCCGGGAUAUCAGCACUUGACGGCCUCCGCGGGCUCGCAUGUCUGUUCGUGUUCAAUGAACACUACGUGAUCUGCUAUCAGUCUCGCGAGACCCAGGUGUGGCUCAUGCGAGUCCCCUUCAUCCGACUGCUAUGGUACGGCAAGGCGGCGGUCUUUUUGUUCUUUGUCAUCUCAGGCUACGUCCUGAGCGUCAAACCACUGAGGUUAAUGCGGGCGAAAUCCUAUCUGGACUUCCACAAGACCAUCUCGUCGAGUUUCCUGCGCCGUGGGAUCCGGCUGUACUUGCCAUGCAUGAUUGUGAGCCUGGUGGCCUGCGUCUUGACCUACAUGGGGUUUUUCGACCGCGCGAGCGAGAACUACUUCCAAUACCGCAACUUUGUCUUCCUCAAGGAGCAGCCGCCGCCGCAUAUGCCGACAUUCCGCGAACAGUUUGCGGGAUACAUGACCAACGUCGACUUCAUUUUCAGCGCCACCCUCCCCUUCGACAGGGACACUGAUGUUUUGCACUACUUCAUGUACGACGACCACCAGUGGACCAUCCCCAAGGAGUUCCGCAGCAGCAUGGCCGUCUUCGCCGUGCUGGUAACCACAUCACGCAUGCGUGCGCCCUUCCGACUGUUUACCGUGGCCUCGUUGGGCGUGUAUGCGGUACAGACGCUGCGGCUGUAUACGUCGCUGUUCAUGGCGGGCAUCGUGUGUGCCGAGAUCGACCUGAUCCGUCAGGCAUACUAUGCACGCUGCAAAGAGACGCUUCCAGACUACACAGACGCGGAAAAAUCCUCGUCAAUGCGCUCCCGCUACAAGGGACUCGAGGCGCUGAUGCACCUGCCGGACCUCUUCUACAAAGCCAUGUGGAUCACACUGUUCACCCUGGGCGUCUUCAUGAUCUCGUCUCCCCAAGAAAUCCAGCGCACCCCGAACUACCUGCCCGCGCUGUUCGCCCGCUGGGGGGUCCGGGACGUCGACAACACACUGUUACUCAUCGGGUCGAUCAUGGUGGUCUGGAGCACCGCGGCGUGUGCGUCUCUCGGCCCGUUGUUCAACAACCCGUUCAUCACGUACCUGGGCAAGAUCUCGUACGCGCUGUACCUGAUGCACGGCACGGUGAUCAAAUCGCUCGGCUACAACGUCCUCCCCUGGACCCUGUACAUGGCCACCUGGACCCCCUGGGAGGUCGAGCUGGAUGUCGACUGGUGGCACGGCGUCUCUUCCAGCCAAAAAGUCCUGGCCUACGCCCUGGGCCUGUGUUUUGUCGCCACCGCCUGUUUCUGGGUCUCCGACCUGUUCUGGCGCUUCGUCGACAUCCCCAGUGUCUCGUUCGCCCGCUUCGUCGAGACCUGGGUCACCAAGGGCGCCGACGACCCCGCGCCCCUCGAUGACCCGCUGCCGGGAUUCGCGCUGGGGUCGUCGGGUUUCAACGACUCCUACAACCAUCACUCCGCCUUCGACUACCGUCGUGCCCGGGCCUCCAGCUCGGCCGGUCCAGGCCACCUGCGAAAUGCGAGCCACAUCAGCGGCAUUUCCGGCCAACAGGACGGAGGAGGGCCGAAACGCAAGAACGGAUGA
Molecule: messenger RNA, 1869 nt
Organism: Capronia coronata CBS 617.96
Lineage: Eukaryota; Fungi; Ascomycota; Eurotiomycetes; Chaetothyriales; Herpotrichiellaceae
Exons: 1
Coding region: 1-1869 (622 amino acids)
Biological process (GO): polysaccharide biosynthetic process
Cellular component (GO): membrane
Molecular function (GO): acyltransferase activity, transferring groups other than amino-acyl groups
Source: RefSeq, a predicted model, not a curated record